Molecule: messenger RNA, 3420 nt
Organism: Sardina pilchardus (European sardine)
Lineage: Eukaryota; Metazoa; Chordata; Actinopteri; Clupeiformes; Clupeidae
Gene: rbfox2
Product: RNA binding fox-1 homolog 2
Biological process (GO): nervous system development; regulation of alternative mRNA splicing, via spliceosome
Cellular component (GO): nucleus; cytoplasm
Molecular function (GO): mRNA binding
Source: RefSeq, a predicted model, not a curated record
GGUUUCGGCUUUGUGACGUUCGAGACGAGCGCCGACGCAGAGAGAGCCCGCGAGAAGCUGCACGGCACCAUCGUGGAGGGACGCAAGAUCGAGGUGAACAAUGCCACUGCCCGAGUGAUGACCAACAAGAAGCUGGUGAGCCCCUAUGCCAACGGAGAAGCUCUCACAACUCUCCCUUAUGCAGGAUGGAAGCUGAGUCCCGUGGUGGGGGGCAUGUACGCGCCUGAGCUCUACGCUGGGGAGACUCUGGUUCCAGGGUUCCCGUAUCCUACGGCGGCGGCGGCCGCUGCAGCAGCGACGACGGCCGCCUCCUUUAGGGGCGCCCACAUCCGCGGGCGAGGCAGGCCGGUCUACAGCGCGGUGCGGGCAGCCGUACCCCAGCCCGCCAUCCAGGCAUACCCAGGCGUGGUGUAUCAGGAUGGCUUUUACGGGGCUGCCGACCUCUAUGGUGGCUACGCAGCAUAUCGAUACGCUCAGCCAGCGGCCGCCGUAGCCGCAGGGCCCACAGCUGCUGCCGCAGCUGCUGCUGCUUACAGUGAUGGCUAUGGGCGGGUGUACACUGCUGACCCCUACCAUGCGGCCCUCACCCCGGCCGCAGCCGCCGCGUACGGAGUCGGAGCAAUGGCUACAUUGUACAGAGGUGGAUACAGUCGAUUUUCUCCAUAUUGAUAAUGCCUUUCCUGGAACAUGUCCCCCUCCCCCUCCUGUUUGGAUACUCUUUAACUGAUUUGAAAGAGCUCCCCCUGCAACUGUGGAGUGCAAUUGCAUCUAUCUCUGUGGUCUUGGUAGGAUUCAUACUAUAUCAGAUGCACAUACUCUUGGUACAACAGUAUAUAUUCAGUAAGGAAAGCAGUCGUGUGAACACAAUGCAAGUUUAUUUCCAUAUUGAAAACAGUUAACCACCAAUUUAAUUUGAACAAAAAAAAAAGAAAGAAGAAGAAAAAAAAAACAUGGCUGUCUUGAUAAAUGCACGGCUCCAAGCUCAGAACAAUUAUUCCUUUGUAUGACUCGUAUCUCUGCACCAACGCAUGCAGUUAUGGCCUCAAAUUCUUCCAGUUUUCCAAUGAACUGUGUUUUUGCACACAAAAUGUAAAAAAAAAAAAAUGGACUUUCACCGUUGGCGAAACCCUGUGCGGAGGGGGUCAAGGACUGAGACGGGCGGUCGGCCUUGUGUUGCGCGUCCGUCGCCACGACACCACUUCCAACUCACAGGCCACCUGGGCUUCCAUGGACAGCGAGGGGGGCGGGGCGAGACGAGGAGUGGGCGAGAGGGGGACUGUGGCGAUGAGCUGGGCAUGUCGGGGAGGCGCGAGCACAAAGAUGACGACGCUUAAAGAAGGUGCCACAGCGGACCGUUGGAGGACUUGAAAACCCUUUGAUUUCAUUUUGGCACCAGAGGGCGACGGGCGGCACGCUCCCAGUUUGUUACAGGCCUCGAGGAAAUGUCGCAUAGAGUGCUAGAGGUUUUUCUUUGUUCACAUGUACACUCUUUGAUUUACUUCGAGUUGCUAUAAAAACAAAUUAUGUUGUACAUUUACCUCAAAUUUUGUGGUCUCUUGAAAUGCAAACCUUUAAAACUGAAUAGAUAUCAUAUGCAAAGACACUAGAUUAGAGAAAAAUAGUGUUAUUAUUAUAAUUAUAAUUAUCAUCAUUAUUAUUAUUAUCAUGGGUCUAAUUAUUCUUAUCGUUACCCCUUUUAAAGAUUAAAUUAAUCUAGUUACAUAGAUAUAAUUUUCUUUAAAAUAAUUUAAUCGAGAGGAUGGUGAGCUCCCUGUGUUGAGGAAGAGAGAAGCCUUGUAAGCCAUAACUGUAUUUCUCCCUGCUUGUACAGUUAUGUUUUGUUGUUGUUAAUCAGGUUAUCCCUCUAGAAAAUUUAGGCCUGUUUUUUGAGAAUGCACAGUUGUUAAAUUAUGCAGUUUUACAUAAAACUAUUUUUUCUUAGCCAGAAUGCAUUACCUUGAGCAUUCUUCCCUCCCCAAUUUUAACAGUAGUUUAGACAAUUAUGUAUGCAAGUAGCUGCCAACAUUAAUUGAGAGAAAGUAACUAUGAUAUCCUAUUUAAAAUAUGAAAAGAAAAUGAUUCAUUGUUUUUAUAUAUAUAUAUAUAUCCUGAAUGUUGAAUGCUUUUUUUUUUCCUUUUGAUUUUGGUUCCAAAGAUUUGUCAAAAGCACAUUUGCAGUCCAUUGUCUUCAGUAUAAAGCAGCGUUGGUAUUGUUGGUAUUAAGAUCCUCUGUUGUCCUUCCCGCUUGUUUUCUUACUGCAUCAGUAGAAUGGAGAAAUCAUCCAAAAGCUUGCACUCCUCUUCUCCUCUGUUUCUCUGUUUUUCUCUCUCUAUCACGCUCUCUCUCUCUCUCUCUUUGUGUAAUCUUCUGUGCAGAUGGGGUUCUUAUUUUGUAAUGCCAUCCUUCUUGAAAGGCCUUGUGUUUUGGCCCGGGUUCAGUCAGGAGGAGUGAAGCAGAUAAGCUGAGGGGGUUUCUAUGGCGGAAAUCCCGAGGUGGUGUUCAAGUGGACUGAUGCACCUGCUGGUAGUUCUGCUGUUAUCACUAAAGUAGGACCUUUUGCGAUUUAUUGAAUUGAGCCAUAUUUCAAUACCUUUCCAAGAGAGUCGAGAGUGUUUUGGUUUUGCUAGCAAAUAAAUGAACAAUACUUUUAUAUAAUCAAGGUUUACAGUAGACACAGGCCUCUGAAGAGAGUUAUGAUGACCAGGGGUUUUGUUUAAGUCCAUUUUUCGCUGACUGAAAAAGGACUCAAUUCAUUUCAUCAUAGGAGACUAGGUGUAGCGGAAAAAUGUGAAAAAUCAAUUUGUAACUUAUGGGGUUAGAUAGUUUAUUCCUCUGACGAAACUGUCACUCGGAGUAUUUUAUAGAGGUCAAUUUAAAUAAUGAUAGAAGACAACAAUUUGAUUGCUACACAAUGUUUUUGUUUUUCUGCUUAACAGUUUGAUGUUUUCCUGAGUUAGGCACUUUGCCAGCUGUACUCCUCUUUUUUUCAGUGUUAAAAGGAAAACUGUGACCACGUGUCCAUUACUUUUAGGAUCCCCAUAUACUGGUAUUUUAAGAUGGACCUGUUCCAUUUUGUUGUAGGAUUUAAAAAAGCUAGCCCACUCCUUGAAGCCAAUGUGUUAACACAUUAUCAGUGAUGGUACUAUGGCAAUUUGUACAAGUUACUUCCGUUUUUAACUAAAUGGCUGCUGCAGUUGGUUGGCUUGCAAUGGUGUGGAAGAUUCCGUUAUUCUUAUAUAUCCUCAUUCUGCACCUUACUGUAAUGUUUAGCCUUUGGUUGAAAAUGCACGUGGCUGUUUUUUCUUUAUUUCUUCUUUUUUUUAAUCUUAUUUUUUAUUUUGAAUUCCUCUGUCAACUCCAAUACCAUUUGUGUUGUUCUUUGUAACUGAAUGUCCACAUAAACAGUUUUUAUAUAGAGA